AUGUUUGACUGGGCAUCGCGCAAGUCAGUGUCCGUGGUGACGAAAGAGCAAGAAGUGUCACCAACCUCGGCCGGCGACUGGUUUAACUUUUGCCGCGAGGUUUGCUCAGCCGAAAUGCUAACAUGCGAAAUGAAGCUGUUUGGAGGUGUCGACCGCAUGACGAAGAAGUGGUUUGGGAUUUUAACAUUCGACGCACGUACCAAAAUCAUGUCGGACAAGUUUGGUUCGUACGUGUCGUCGAAUGAGCGGCACACCCUGGAGACCAACCCCAGGCUGCGUGGCAUGAAUUACACCCACGCUUGGGUCAACCACUCCGAAAACUUUGUCAACCCCAUCAACGGCUCACACAGUCCAUCGAAGGUGUGUGGGAGGUGA
This is a messenger RNA of Aphanomyces astaci, 375 nucleotides long. RefSeq lists its product as hypothetical. Lineage: Eukaryota; Oomycota; Saprolegniomycetes; Saprolegniales; Verrucalvaceae. The record is from RefSeq and is a predicted model, not a curated record. The transcript has 3 exons. The coding region runs from base 1 to 375 and encodes 124 amino acids.